AUGAGAAUUGUCUGGGACGCAGCGGCUACCGUCGAGGGUGUUUCACUAAACUCCUUUCUUCUUAAAGGUCCAGAUCAAUUGACAUCACUAGUAUCCGUAAUGUUCAAGUUCCGAGAAGAGAAAAUAGCCAUCUAUGGAGACAUAAUGGAAAUGUUCCACCAAAUCCGCAUAAGAAAAGAGGACCAAUCCUGUCAAAGAUUCCUGUGGAGUCGCAGCUCUGAAGAAUCGCCCGUUGUCUACGCUAUGACUGUUAUGACUUUCGGUGCUAGCUGUUCUCCGUGCUGUGCUCAAUAUACCAAGAAUAUAAAUGCCGACUACUUCGUUGAAAAAUUCCCUCGUGCAGUACAAUCAAUCCAACAGAAUCAUUACGUCUAUGAUCUCAUGGAUAGUGUAGCGACAGAAGAAGAAGCUAUCAACAUAGCAAAGCAAAUUCGAUACAUUCAUCAGCAAGGAGGUUUCUACAUCAGAAAUUGGAUUUCAAAUUCACCUGUGGUACUUCAAGCCUUACAAUCUGAGCUUACUGAAAGUAAAAACUUAAAUUUUGAUGUUGAGCUAACCACCGAAAAGGUUUUGGGUAUGUGGUGGUCCACCUCAAAUGACAGCUUCACCUACAAACUAACAAAAAAUGCACAACAAAGAGAAGUUCUCUUCGAUGGCCGAAGACCCACAAAGCGAGAAGUCUUGAAGAUCUUAAUGACUAUUUUUGAUCCGUUGGGUCUCUUGGCACAUUUUCUUAUGUUUGUCAAAAUCUUAUUGCAGGACAUAUGGCGCUCGAAAAUAGAUUGGGAUACAGCAAUACAAGAUCCUGAGUUUGAAAAGUGGCUAAAAUGGGUACAUCUCUUGCCCGCUGUUGAAAACCUUAACAUACCUAGAUGUUAUAUGUCGAAUGCGACUAAAGACACAGGAGAACGGCAGCUUCACAUCUUCGUCGAUGCCAGCGAAAAUGGUUUUGCGGCCGUGGCAUAUGUGAGGAGCUCAUAUGGCAAUCACGUGGAAUGUGCACUAAUAGGUGCUAAGACAAGAGUUGCACCCCUUAAAAAUGUAUCUAUCCCUCGACUUGAGCUUCAAGCUGCUAUUCUAGGUGCCCGGUUUGCAAAAUCGGUGAUUGACUCGCAUACACUCAACUUUUCUCAACGCGUAUUCUGGUCCGACUCCAGAAAUGUUCUAAGUUGGCUUCGCUCAGAUCAUCGGCGUUACAGGCAAUAUGUUGCCUGUCGAGUCAGCAAAAUCUUAGAUCUUACCGAUGUGAAGGAGUGGCGUUGGGUUCCAACAAAAGUCAACGUUGCGGACGAAGCAACUAUAUGGAAGAGUGUUCCUGAAUUCUCAUCAAAGAGCAGGUGGUUCAACGGGCCUGAGUUUCUCAAACUUUCUUCUGAUAAUUGGCCAAAGGAAGUCUGCUCCGAAGACACAACCGUGGAAGAGUUGAAGACUCAGUAUAUGAAUGUUCACGUCCACGUAAAAUCUCAAGAGAAUAUUUUGCAAGCAGAGACUUUCUCAUGCUGGAACCGACUACUGCGAAGUACAGCCUACAUUAUCCGAUAUAUGAACAACCUAAAAAUUAAAAAAGAAGAAAAAUGUAAACGAACUUCUGGAAUCUUAAAAAGAGAAGAAUUGAAAAAAGCAUGGUAUGUGCUGAUGAGAGAAGCUCAACAUAUUACUUACCAAGAAGAGCUAGCAGAUCUGAUCUCCAAGCGACUUUUAGAAAAAAGCAGCCCUAUCUAUAAUUUGUGUCCAUAUCUUGACGAUCAUAACAUCAUUCGAGCGAAAGGUAGAAUUGACCUCUCUAUAGAAUCGAACGAUGACUUCAAGAGACCAAUCAUACUUCCAAGAGACCAUCAAAUAACUUACCUUAUUAUGAUGGACAUGCAUUACAGAUUCCAUCAUCAAAAUCAUGAGACAGCUAUCAAUGAAAUUCGUCAAACGUAUCAAAUCCCACAGUUAAGAACCGCAUUUCAUUCUAUGAGGAAGAAGUGCCAAGACUGUAAAAACCAGAAUGCAAAACCUCGUGAACCAAUGAUGGCCCAGUUACCCAAGGCGCGAUUGUCACCGUUUACUAGACCCUUUUCAUUCACUGGAAUCGACUACUUUGGUCCAAUAAACAUAUCUAUUCUCAGAAGGAGUGAAAAAAGGUGGGGAGUUCUUUUGACUUGUCUCACCACCAGAGCCGUCCACAUCGAGAUCGCACACAGCCUGUCUGCAUAUUCGUGCAUACUCGCCCUUCGAAACUUUAUGGCUCGUCGAGGAGCUCCCAUCGAAAUAUUUAGUGACAAUGGUACUAACUUCCAGGGUGCGGAACGAGAGCUGCGAGAAGCACUUAAUGACGUCGAUAAACUUAAAUUGAUGGAAGCGUUCACCUCUCCUAGAACGAAAUGGAGUUUCAAUCCAAUAAGUUCUCCGCACAUGGAAGGGUGCUGGGAGCGACUGGUUCGGUCAAUAAAAACAGUUCUCUACAAAAUUAUGCCAAUGCGAAAUCCUACCGAUGAGUUAUUGAGAAGCAUGAUGUUGGAGGUUGAGAAUAUUGUUAAUUCUCGCCCGCUUACAUAUAUUCCGAUCGACAGCGAAAAUGAAGAAGCACUCACCCCAAACCACUUCCUACUGGGGUCAUCAAAUGGGAUGAAGCCUUUAGUAGUAUUCGGCGAUGAUGUUAAAGUAGUGAGAAAAAAUUGGCAAACAUCACAGCAGUACGCGGAUCACUUCUGGAAGCGAUGGGUAAGUGAAUAUCUCCCUACCAUAACACGUCGCUCCAAAUGGUUUGCACCAGUCGACCCUAUAAAAGAAGGUGAUAUAGUCCUUAUUGUGGACCAGAAUAGCCCCAGAAAUUGUUGGCUGAAAGGUCGUGUCAUUCAAACCAAAGUUGCAAAAGACGGGCAAGUCCGAAGUGCAACUGUUUUCACACGCUCUGGAAUUUACAUCAGACCUUCAGUUAAGCUGGCUGUGCUGGACGUUACCACCUCAGCAGGGAAGAUAAAUAAGUCUGGACAUACCAAGGGGGAGUCCAAGAUAUUAUGUUAUCAACAGCAAGAAUUGGUAGCUUGGUUAACCGAGCGAAACAUACAAUUUGCAGCAGAUGCAAAAGUUGCUCAACUACGUGAGCUUUAUGAAGAAAAUUGUGAAGAAAAUUAUUCCGAAGACCAUUUCAUCGAAGCAGAAAAUUUUGAACGUCCUGGUAAGACAAUAAAUUCUGAUUUGUCUCAACAGAUUCAAGAAUCCGUUCCUGGAAAUGAAGUUGAAAUUUAUAAAGAAAUUCAGAUGAUUGCAAAGAAACUUAAGCUUAUUGAAUUGCAUCGUGAACUAGCUCGGCACGAAGAACAUUUUGCAAGUUCUUCGUCGCCUUUGUAUCAACCUUCGUAA
Eupeodes corollae is the source of this 3351-nucleotide messenger RNA. RefSeq lists its product as uncharacterized. Gene Ontology annotation, biological process: DNA integration. The transcript has 2 exons. The record is from RefSeq and is a predicted model, not a curated record. Bases 1 to 3351 code for a protein of 1116 amino acids. Gene Ontology annotation, molecular function: nucleic acid binding. Lineage: Eukaryota; Metazoa; Arthropoda; Insecta; Diptera; Syrphidae.